Messenger RNA from Rhagoletis zephyria (snowberry fruit fly), 3847 nucleotides. RefSeq names its product Acetylcholine esterase (gene Ace). Gene Ontology annotation, cellular component: plasma membrane. NCBI's taxonomy places the organism in Eukaryota, Metazoa, Arthropoda, Insecta, Diptera, Tephritidae. Gene Ontology annotation, biological process: choline metabolic process; acetylcholine catabolic process in synaptic cleft. Gene Ontology annotation, molecular function: acetylcholinesterase activity. The record is from RefSeq and is a predicted model, not a curated record.
GAUUCAAUUGAAGUUUACUUCGAACAGCAUUUUGGUGUAUGUGUGUGCAUCCGGUAACAAAAAAUAACUCUAACUUCCAUGCCAAACCGGCAGUUAGUGCGUGUGUGUGCGUGUUUUUAAAUAUAAGCACAUAGCCAGUUCAGGCAGUGAAGUGGUGCCAACAAGCCAAUUGAAACACGCAGGCGUUCAAUCAGCUGAGUGUACUGAAUUUCCGCCCAGCUAACUAGCUAGUUAGUCAGUCGGUCGGUUCGUUUAGACGCGUACGCGUACGCUUUGUCGUUGUCGCUUUGCAUUUUGCGCUUCGUUGCAUUUCCCCCCACAACGGCGAUUAGCAUGGCUCGAGCAUUGUCCUUGCCCUCAGUUUCGCCGAUGGCGCUACUAAAGUAUUGCGGCAUCGCGUCAUCGUCGCCUGUGCUGAGCGGCGAUAUCGGUCGUGGUCUAUUCGCCAUUGUUGUUCUACUGUUGCGUAUGUCCUCCGUCUAUGGCGUCAUCGAUCGGCUGGUGGUGCAAACGUCGAGCGGGCCGGUGCGCGGCCGCUCAGUCACUGUGCAGGGUCGGGAGGUGCAUGUGUACACAGGCAUACCCUAUGCCAAGCCACCGUUAGAUGAAUUACGAUUUCGCAAACCGGUGCCAGCGGAACCCUGGCAUGGUGUGUUGGAUGCAACGCGCCUGCCGGCAACUUGUGUGCAGGAAAGAUAUGAAUACUUUCCCGGUUUCUCCGGCGAAGAGGUAUGGAAUCCUAAUACGAAUGUUUCAGAAGAUUGUCUGUAUAUAAACGUUUGGGCACCAGCGAAAGCGCGUUUAAGGCAUGGACGCGGCGCUAAUGGUGGUGAGCACUCCGGUAAAGCUGAUACUGAUCAUUUGAUACACAACGGAAAUCCGCAAAACACCACCAAUGGCUUGCCAGUGGUGAUUUGGAUUUAUGGAGGCGGCUUCAUGACCGGCACUGCCACACUGGACAUUUAUAAUGCGGACAUCAUGGCUGCGGUGGGCAAUGUAAUAGUUGCUUCUUUUCAAUAUCGUCUGGGCGCUUUUGGCUUCCUACAUCUAGCGCCUGCCAUGCCCGGUUACGAGGAGGAGGCACCCGGCAAUAUGGGAUUGUGGGAUCAGGCAUUGGCUAUACGUUGGUUGAAGACAAACGCACAUGCCUUUGGUGGCAAUCCUGACUGGAUGACGCUUUUCGGCGAAUCGGCCGGCUCAAGUUCGGUAAAUGCGCAACUUGUGUCGCCAGUGACGGCAGGUCUAGUGAAACGUGGCAUGUUGCAGUCGGGCACAAUGAACGCGCCCUGGAGUCAUAUGACUUCGGAGAAAGCGGUUGAGAUAGGCAAAGCGUUGAUCAACGAUUGUAAUUGUAAUGCGUCAUUGUUAUCGGAAAAUCCUCAAGUUGUAAUGGCGUGUAUGCGUGCUGUCGAUGCUAAAACAAUUUCAGUGCAACAGUGGAACUCCUAUUCGGGCAUUCUGAGUUUUCCUUCAGCGCCGACCAUAGAUGGCGCCUUUUUACCCGAUGAUCCCAUGAAAAUGAUGGAGACUGCUGAUAUGCGCGGUUAUGACAUACUAGUGGGAAAUGUCAAAGAUGAAGGCACUUACUUUCUGCUUUACGAUUUUAUCGAUUAUUUUGACAAGGAUGAGGCGACUUCGUUGCCGCGUGACAAGUUCUUAGAAAUCAUGAAUAACAUUUUCGGUAAAGUAACACAAGCGGAACGCGAGGCCAUCAUUUUUCGGCACACCAGCUGGGUAGGCAAUCCCGGUUUGGAGAAUCAACAGCAAAUAGGACGCGCAGUGGGCGACCACUUCUUCACCUGUCCGACCAAUGAAUACGCACAAGCGUUAGCUGAACGGGGCGCUUCCGUGCAUUACUAUUAUUUUACACACCGCACCAGUACCUCUGUGUGGGGUGAAUGGAUGGGUGUACUGCACGGCGAUGAAAUCGAGUACUUCUUUGGUCAGCCAUUGAAUACGUCGCUACAGUAUCGACCAGUCGAACGGGAGUUGGGCAAGCGGAUGCUGAAUGCGGUUAUUGAAUUUGCAAAAACUGGUAAUCCUGCUGCAGAUGGUGAAAAAUGGCCAAAUUUUACAAAGAAAGAUCCCGUCUAUUAUGUUUUUUCAACUGAUGAAAAAGAAGAAAAACUGCAACGUGGGCCACUGGAAGGACGUUGCGCAUUCUGGAAUGAAUAUUUGCGUGAAGUCAGAAAAUGGGGAACGCAAUGUGAAGUCAAAGCAUCCUCAGCUUCCACACUACAUCGUGCACAACAACAAGAUCUAGCGCUACAACAAAGUGGUAUCGUUACAAUAAUGCUGACGUUAUCAAUUGUUUUGGGCAUUCCGUCGCUGAAUAUAUUUUUCUAAAACAUAAAAUUGAUUUAGGAGCGCACAAAAAGCUUCAUGCAGCCAAUGUAUUCAAACAUUCCAGAAAACACACAUUAAAAUGAUGGAUAUUAAUAAAAAAAGAAAUAAGAUAAUUAUUACUAAUAAAAAUAACACACACACUCACGAAUGCUUACAUAUAAAAAAAAACAACAUUUAACUAGCGUAGUGAAAUGUAGUUAAUGAAAGGGUAGGCGAAGAAUUAAGGAAGGACGAAAAUAUGAAAAAUAAAGAAAUAUGUUUGUAAGUAGAUGCCAAGUAGAUCCAGAAUUUUUAAUUUUUAUUUUUUUUUUAAUUUGUGUAUAGGGCUGACACAAAACACUAUCUACGAAACUGAUUUGAUGUUAUACAUUUUUCUAUAUUUUUAAUUUUUUUUUGUCGUUGUGGCAAAACUUGAUUUUUUUAGGGCAAGUAUUAAGCAAAAAUAUUAUAUUAUUAAUGUAUAUUGAGCAGCUUGGGUUGGAAAAAAAUUCCACAAUUUUUUCAUUUACUUUUAUCGAAUUCGUGUUAUAUUUAAAUUGCUUAUUUUUGUCUAUGUAUGUGGACAUAUUUAUCGUAUAACUUAGUUUGCAUAGUAUAAUGUUCAGUGUGCUCAACCCGUACAACAAAAGUAGUCACUUACACUCCCGCACACAUACACUUUAAGCAUUUUACGCGUGCUCUUGCCACAAAUCUGCAGAGCACCUUGAUGACCUUCGCUUGACAACCCAAACCAAAUUAAUAAACUAAUUUGGUAAGCUCAAAGGAAAGGCAAUGGAAUUUUUGAAACAGUUAAAAAACUUUAACUUAAAUUGGAUAUCCAGAACCACAGUUUUUUACAAUCAACCAAAAUUUUAAAAGCGAAGAAAACGUAACAUUUUUAGCGACGACGAAAUAAGUAACGAAUAUUUGCAAAACAUUAACGAUUUUAUACCGAAAUAACAAAUAAAAAAAAAAUACAAAUGAGAUUAAACUUAAAAUUUGAAAUUUGCCAAGAAAGUUUUGAAAAAUUUGGUACCCCAGAGCCUUGAUAGGUAGAGGCCAUUUAAUAAAGUAAAAAAGAAAAUUUUGAACUGACUUUAGCAUUAAAUUUCAGUUAAAUAAAAUGGAAAGCGUUCGCAAUGUACGCGAAAUGCGAUGAAUUGUUUGAGUAAAAAUUUCAAGCGCGAAACCCGUUCGUGUCUUGAGUCUUUCGUUUGCCUCGCAUCCUUACUCUACUGCGACAAGUGGGUUGAAUUUGUUUGCACAAAAAGCCAACUAAUAACAUAUCUACUAUAGUUUUUACGAUUCCACAAUAAAAUGUGCGCUUUAAAGUGAACGACAGGAAGAAAUCUGUUUUGUUAUUUUUUGCAUAUGCAUUUGCGUUAGGCUUCAGACCAACCACUUUACGAUUACUUUCCCAUAUUUUUCUCCACAAACUAUAUAUAUAUAGUACUUGUGCGCAAAUAAGUCAUUAGCCUUUAUGCCAUAUAGCUUUUCCUCCAGCUGUGCUGUAUAACCUAAA